AUGCCACGAUCUGGACGCUUCGCUCGCACCGUCCCACGCCGAAGAGCAUUCGGCACUGCCAUCCGGGGAUUUCGCCGCGCGCGACGCCGCGCCCUCGUGGCUGCGGUCGUUGCCACAAGCGGACAGAUACUCUCAGUUAGAGAGACGGAUCCCGAUAUUGAUAUCGGAGGUCCCGAAUACAACGACGAGGAGGUAUUAGAUGAAUACCUCCGAGGGCAUGAGAGAGGUUUCCGCCUCGGCCUUCGCCGAGGGCAAGAGCUUGGCUACCGACGAGGAGCUUCCAUUGGGUUUGCCCAAGGCCUCCGCCAGGCUCAGGAGGAGGCAUACAACGCUGGGUUCCGUGAUGGGUUGGACGACACUCACGAGUAUCAGUAA
Molecule: messenger RNA, 375 nt
Organism: Fusarium falciforme
Lineage: Eukaryota; Fungi; Ascomycota; Sordariomycetes; Hypocreales; Nectriaceae
Exons: 2
Coding region: 1-375 (124 amino acids)
Source: RefSeq, a predicted model, not a curated record